Molecule: messenger RNA, 1821 nt
Organism: Drepanopeziza brunnea f. sp. 'multigermtubi' MB_m1
Lineage: Eukaryota; Fungi; Ascomycota; Leotiomycetes; Helotiales; Drepanopezizaceae
Biological process (GO): transmembrane transport; nucleoside metabolic process
Cellular component (GO): endoplasmic reticulum
Molecular function (GO): catalytic activity
Source: RefSeq, a predicted model, not a curated record
AUGGUCCGAGAAAGCUCGGGAUGUGGAAGCGAUUCGCAACAUGGCUAUUCCGAUCAAACCCGGACCCAAAUCCACCAUCAUAAAGAGGCUCGCUCGCUCUGGUCAUCCGGGACUCACAUGACGCGAUUUCCAGAGCAGAAGCUGGCCUGGUCGCUUGGCACUUGGCACUUGGAAUUUCCCAACGACGACGACCGUGACAACAUCAACAUCAACUUCAACUUCAACAUCCCGACUUCGUAUAUACUAAACGGAACGACGUGGGUAACAUCUGAUCUCAGCUACGGCUACGGCUACAGUCACCGCGAUCGCGACACAGAAUCCUUCGAUAUCGAUGCAGCCGCAGAUCGUCAUGACGAUCAGCUGCGGCGCAACUGGACCUUUCAUGGGUGCUCAACCGUGUGCAUGCAGCUUGCCGCCCUUCCUCGUCAAUACCCACUUGGGUCUUUCACAACCUCCCGAGUCCCUAAGAUGAGAAUCACAACUUUAACCGGCCUCCUCGGAGCUGGUACAUUCGUGUUCGCAUUCGUAGCUGCGAUACCGGCACAAGUCGAAAGACGCAGUCCGGAUCAUAUGGUCGGCUCGAGAGAUAUCACCGUCAUCUACAAGAACGCCAAACUGAUUACUCCUAAAGUAUUCAUUAUCUCUAUGUUCUCCCCGGAAGCAGAUAUCUGGUACACCAACGCCAACACGGCCGGCUCUAUUGGCGACCUUCUUGCAGUCAACGUCACCGUUCCCGGCCUGUCUCCUCUAUUCGCCGACGUACAUUGUCUGGCAGAUGGGUCCGUCUGCCAAAUCACCACCGGCGAGUCGGAGAUCAACGCUGCGGCCACAAUCACCGCCCUCAUGCUCACUCCUCUCUUCAACCUCAAGAAGACGUACUUCCUAGUCGGUGGCAUUGCGGGUAUCAACCCCAGACACGGCACCAUCUGCGAUGUUGCGUUUUCCAAGUACACUGUCCAGGUGGCUCUGCAAUACGAGUUCGACGCGCGCGAGAUCCCCUCCAACUACAGCACGGGCUACAUUCCCCAAGGCUCUUUUGCCCCAGACCAGUACCCUCUCAGCAUCUACGGCACCGAAGUCUUCGAAGUCAACGAAGCCCUGCGUGACGUCGCCGCCCAAUUCGCCCGCACGGCCAAGCUCGACGACAGUAGCGAUGCCAUCAUCUACCGCAAAAACUUCGCGAGACCUGCUCCCUCCAAUGCUACCCUUUACGCUGCGGCCACCAGGGCCCCGGGCAUCAUCAAGUGCGACACUGCAACAUCCGACGUCUACUACUCCGGCACCCUCCUCGGCGAGGCCUUCGAAAACACCACGUCGCUGUUUACGAACGGCAGCGCCACCUACUGCAUGACCGCCCAAGAGGACAACGCCACCCUCGAAGCCAUGAUCCGCGCCGCUGUGCAUAAGACCAUCGACUUCUCGCGCAUAAUCAUCAUGCGUACGGCUGCGAACUUCGACCGCCCGUACCCCGGCCAAUCCGUCGAGGGCAACCUGUUCUAUUCGCGGCAAGGCGCUUUCGAACCUGCCGUGCAGAACAUCUAUCUUGCUGGUACGCCCGUCAUCAAGGGGAUCUUGAGCGGGUGGCGAACAACGUUUGAGAAGGGCGUCAAGCCGAAGAACUACAUCGGCGACAUUUUUGGCACCUUGGGUGGCGUGCCGGAUUUCGGCCCGGGAAGCGCGUUCGAUCCGAAGGUCGGUCAGCCGGCGAAGAGGCAGGAUGAUUUCCCUGUGCGCAGUAGGGUAGAGAUGUAUAAGAAGCGGGUGACGAUGAAGGGCCAGCUCGGGGCAGAGGUGGCGCGGAAAGCGAAUGGUGCGGCGUGA